UAUGGAAGGAAUCGUCAGUACCAGCAGUGGCGGUGGCGAUGGCGGUGCGUCUGCUACGCUCUUGGUGCGUCAUCUCCCUGCGCUUCCUCCACAGACUCUCAAGAGUUUGUUCACGCACUAUGGAGCUCUGGAUCUUCGACUCUGUCAAGCUGGGAGGCUAAAGAACUGCGCGUUUCUCGAUUUCCCUGACGAUGCCUCGGCAGCCAGAGCACAAUCGCAGCUCCAUCGGGUGCGUUUUCUUGGCAAGACUCUGACGGCCGAGAAAUCUCGUGCUCCAGGGGAAGACGACGCCACCAAGAAGUCGAGCAAAGCUUUUCGAAAAUCACCCGAUAAGAGUUUUCUUCCGCGAUCGCAUUCGUCUGCAGAUCCAGUAACCGGCUCAUUCGUGCGUGAACCAAUUGCACCAUCUCUUGGCGUCGACUAUCCUUUUCCACCGCACCUAGAAUAUGCUUAUCCUCCACCGGAUGACAACAUCUUAAGCAACAUUUCUAGUGCUCUGAUCGCUGUUCCAAGUUUUUACACACAGGUGCUACACCUGAUGAACAAGAUGAACUUGCCGGCUCCAUUCCGUCCAGCGGUCCCUAAGCCACCGCUUCCGUGCGCCGCUGGUGCUCAGGAGCGUCCUCUAGAUCUCGCGAGUGACGAGUCGGAGCUGGAAUCUUCAGAAGAAGAGGACAAUGAAGAAGGUAGAAAGAAGAAAAGAAGACGAAAGGAAGUGAUUCUGGGUCCAGCAACAGCAAAGGAUGCUUCUCAUGAGGCUGCAGGUGUGAAGCCAGUCACGGAUCCCUCCAAAGCCGUGACAUCGAUCAAGAAGAAACAGCCUGUUAUUCAGAUCAAAAUUCCUCCCAAAGUGGAAGAGAAAACCAAAGUAGAAGAAAAGCACGAAGAAGUCAGCCAAGAUAAGAGAUUUGCGACUAGGGAGGAGCUAGAGAAAGGAAAGCUCUCACUUGGAGAAGUUGCCAGCCAUCCCGUGUUUAAGAACUACUCGCGUGGAACUCCUUCUCCUGUUCUGUAUAUAAAAAAUCUCGAAAAGGAAGUCGUUCUUGAAGAUCUCCACUACGUUUUCGGUGCUUUCUUUCCAAGUUAUGAAGAGGCACAAGCUGGACUGAAUGUGAAGUUGAUGCAAGUAAGAAACUUUCUCAAGGAUUUGCUCCAUGUACUCAUUGGAUUCGCAAAUCUAACAGGAAGGUCGCAUGAAAGGCCAAGCGUUUGUGCGAUUUCCCUCUGCAGAAAUUGCGGGAGAUGCUCUGUUUCAUUGCCAGGCUGGUGUUCAUUCGUUUGUGCUGAAAGGCAAACCGAUGGUUAUACAAUACGGUCGAAACAAGUAAGACUUCGCUUGCUACAUUGAAAGCUCAAACUUCGCAGAAGAUGUUCCUGA
Selaginella moellendorffii is the source of this 1378-nucleotide messenger RNA. RefSeq names its product U11/U12 small nuclear ribonucleoprotein 65 kDa protein. Lineage: Eukaryota; Viridiplantae; Streptophyta; Lycopodiopsida; Selaginellales; Selaginellaceae. Bases 2 to 1348 code for a protein of 448 amino acids. Gene Ontology annotation, molecular function: pre-mRNA intronic binding; U12 snRNA binding. Gene Ontology annotation, biological process: mRNA splicing, via spliceosome. The transcript is spliced from 10 exons. The record is from RefSeq and is a predicted model, not a curated record. Gene Ontology annotation, cellular component: U12-type spliceosomal complex.